AUGGAUCUCACCAGCAUCACCUGCGCCGCGCUCCUGGCACUGCUGGUGGUGGCCCUCGUGGUGUUGGCGCAUCGCUUGGGGCUCCUCUACCAGCUCUUCCAUAAGGUGGACCCCCAAAGCCCUCGGCACGGAGGGGAGCUGGUGGCGGAGGUGCUGAAGGCUCAUGGUGUCCGCUUCCUCUUCGCCCUGGCUGGUGGUCACAUCUCCCCUGUCCUGGUGGCCAGUGAGAAGAUCGGCAUCCGUGUGGUGGACACCAGGCAUGAGGCCACCGCGGUCUUCGCCGCUGAUGCCGUCUCCAGGCUCUCGGGUCGCAUCGGUGUCGCCGUUGUCACCGCGGGUCCUGGUGUCACCAACACGGUGACGGCCGUCAAGAACGCCCAGAUGGCCGAGUCCCCGUUGCUGCUCAUCGGGGGUGCAGCCGCCUCCCUGCAGAAGGGUCGAGGAGCUCUGCAGGACAUUGACCAGCUCUCGCUCUUCAGGACCCUCUGCAAAGUGACCACCUCCGUGCGAACCGUGCGGGACAUUGUCCCCACGCUCCGCAAAGCCAUCGCCACCGCGCAGUCGGGGACCCCUGGACCUGUCUUCGUGGAGCUCCCCAUUGAUGUCCUCUACCCCUUCCAUGUGGUGGAGAAGGAGAUCGGUGGCACCAAGAGUGCCCGGGGGCUGCGGGGAAAGGUGGUUCAAUGGUACCUCCAAAACUACAUCCGGAACCUCUUUGCCGGUGCCUGGGACCCCAGGGAUGUGUCCCCAUUGCCAGUGAAGGUGCCGUUGGCCACCGAGGAUGAG
Nestor notabilis (Kea) is the source of this 786-nucleotide messenger RNA. RefSeq names its product ilvB (bacterial acetolactate synthase)-like (gene ILVBL). Gene Ontology annotation, biological process: L-valine biosynthetic process. The annotation marks the transcript as partial. Gene Ontology annotation, cellular component: acetolactate synthase complex. The transcript is spliced from 6 exons. Gene Ontology annotation, molecular function: flavin adenine dinucleotide binding; thiamine pyrophosphate binding; acetolactate synthase activity. The record is from RefSeq and is a predicted model, not a curated record. Lineage: Eukaryota; Metazoa; Chordata; Aves; Psittaciformes; Psittacidae.